Molecule: messenger RNA, 889 nt
Organism: Caenorhabditis sp. 36 PRJEB53466
Lineage: Eukaryota; Metazoa; Nematoda; Chromadorea; Rhabditida; Rhabditidae
Source: the annotation of a GenBank genome assembly
AUGUCCGGGUUCGACAAUGAUAUAUCGAUUGGAGCGACGAUGACGCAAAGUCAGUCAAGUCAGAGUUUCAGCCUGCAAAUGUUCGGGUUCGUUCUUUAGAUUUUGAAAGAGUUUGUAGGAAUAUGCUGAAGUUUCGUAAUUUUAGCUAUUUGUCUGUAAUUCUUCAGUUUUAAAUAAAAUGGAGAAAAACGCGUAAAAAAUGCAGUUUUUUGCAGGAAGCCAUCGAUCGUGUUGGCGCACGUUUCGUUCAAAGCCGCCGCCCUUUUCUUCUACUUUUUCGCCAAUUUCUUCACCAACUCUUUCAUCGUUCAAUUCCUCGUCAUUGUGAGUAUUUUCCCUUAUGUUUCGGGCCAAAAAUUUGGAAAUCUUGCAGCUAACACUGUUGUCAAUGGAUUUUUGGACGGUGAAGAACAUCACGGGCCGUCUUUUGGUCGGCCUCCGCUGGUGGAACUUUGUGGACGCCGACGGCAACAAUCACUGGAAGUUCGAGAGCGCAAAGGAAAUGUCGCGCUUUCCGGCCAUCGAUCGACGCGUUUUCUGGCUCGGAUUGGUGGUCGGACCCGCCGCCUGGAUCUUUUUCGUCGUCACUGCCUUCCUGACACUGAAGGUAAAUUUUUGAAAGUUUUUGCUGAUUUUCUAAGCCGUAAUUUUUGCAGUUCGAAUGGAUGAUUGUGGCUCUUUUGGGCGCGCUGAUGAAUCUGGCCAAUUUGUGGGGAUAUUUGCGUUGCCGAUGGAAUAAUACCGAACAAAUGACGAGCUAUUUCCAGAAAUGGGCCUUCCUCAAUGUGAAUUUCAUCGAUUUUUCCCAAAAAACACGCAUUUUUUGCAGGUGCUCCGUCGUGCUCAACCAGCUUCGCAAGAGUACUCGAAUCCGGUGUUCAGUGCAUAA